Molecule: messenger RNA, 876 nt
Organism: Labrus mixtus (cuckoo wrasse)
Lineage: Eukaryota; Metazoa; Chordata; Actinopteri; Labriformes; Labridae
Gene: cxcl18b
Product: chemokine (C-X-C motif) ligand 18b
Exons: 4
Coding region: 99-443 (114 amino acids)
Biological process (GO): immune response
Cellular component (GO): extracellular region
Molecular function (GO): chemokine activity
Source: RefSeq, a predicted model, not a curated record
GCAGCUCUUCACUCUCUCUCCUCAGCCUGCUCCAGUUUGCACUUUCUCCUUUCACUGAUUCCUGGACUUUUGUCUCCUCAAAGAAAAAAUAACAAAACAUGGCCUUGUUGUCAGAGAAAAGCUGCGCUCUCCUGUUGGUCAUUGCGGCUGCAGUUUGCAUUGAGCUCUAUCAAGCUCAUGACAUUCCUGACCGCUGCUACUGUCACGAAUUCAUCAAGUUCAUCAGAGCCAACAUGUCAGAUUUCCAAGUCCAUGAAAGACGACCUGGAUGUGAUAAAACUGAACUGAUUGUAACGCUGGACAUUACAGGCAACUCCACGGAGAAAAUCUGUAUGAAUACGGAGGGAAAGAUGGCAAAGGCCUUCUUGAGAUGCUGGGAAAAGAUAAACAAAGACAAGAGCCGUAAGAGGGAGUGCAUUGACAGAAAGAGAAAGUCAGAGUGAAAGCACAAGGGGAGGCCUGACUGGGGAGGAAAGUUAUCUGGACCAGAGUCCCGGAGGUGACAUGAAGACUGAGCCCACGAGCCUGAGAAUGCUGAGAGCAGAGCUUUCACUGAACUCCUGCACUGCAGAGGAUUGGGAAAUGACAGCGAGAGGGGGAACAGCCGUUGGAGAGGAAAUAAUUUACAGAUUGCAGGCAGGACUGGAAAAGAAAAGAGUUAUAUUCAAGUUAGAGGAUGGACAACAGAUAAACAUGUAGACUAUUAUAACAGCAAGUCUGUAAGAAAGCCACUGUAAAAAUGCACAACAUUUUUCUGCUUGAGUGAAAUAAUAUUUAUGAUACUUUAUUUAUUGUAAGAUUGUAUGCUUUUUUAAUAAUUUUUAUUUUUUACAAAUGGUUGAAUACAAGCAAAUAAAUAUGGUUUUGAUACAAGUC